Conger conger (European conger) is the source of this 1474-nucleotide messenger RNA. It is a transcript of the gene dhrsx, whose product is annotated as dehydrogenase/reductase (SDR family) X-linked. Bases 34 to 1011 code for a protein of 325 amino acids. The record is from RefSeq and is a predicted model, not a curated record. The transcript is spliced from 8 exons. Gene Ontology annotation, molecular function: oxidoreductase activity. NCBI's taxonomy places the organism in Eukaryota, Metazoa, Chordata, Actinopteri, Anguilliformes, Congridae.
GCUGUAACAAACAGGGAAGAGAAGAAAACCGAGAUGUGGUUGCUGGCGUUCGUGCUGCCCAUCAUCAGGCUCUAUUUAAUUGGCAUUAAAGUUCUUCUGUACCAGCUUUUCAACAAGUCGUUCCCCUUACCAGUUUUCCCCAAACAGAAUGGAAGGGUUGCCAUAGUGACUGGGGGUGCCAGAGGGAUGGGUUAUGAGACGGCGAGACAUCUGACAAGCCUGGGAAUGCAUGUUGUGAUAGCUGGAAACUGCGAGGAAGAAGGCGUGGCAGCCGUGAAGAAGAUUCAAGAGGAGCAGAACGAGGGAAAAGUGGAGUUUCAGAACAUCGACUUGGCGUCCCUGAAAUCUGUCCGCCAGUUUGUGCACAAGUUUAAAGACAGAGGCCUUCUGCUGCAUGUUCUUGUAAACAAUGCGGGCGUCAUGCUGGUUCCCGAGAGGAAGACGGAGGACGGCUUCGAGCUACAAUUUGGCCUGAACUACCUGGGUCACUUCCUGCUCACCAACCUCCUCCUGGACACCCUGAAGAAAUCGGGCACGGCGGACUCCUGUGCUCGAAUCGUCACCGUCUCCUCUGCCACGCACUAUGGGGGCGUGAUCAGCUUGGACGACCUUCAGGGCAGGUCGUGUUACUGUUCUCAUGGGGCUUACUCACAGAGUAAACUGGCGCUGGUUCUGUUUACCUACCACCUGCAGCAGAGACUGACGUCAGAGGGGUUCCCCGUAAUGGCCAACGCGGUGGACCCUGGCAUGGUGAACACAGACCUGUACCAGAACCUGUGCAGCCCAGCCCAGCUGGUCAAGCAGCCCGUGGCCUGGCUGCUCUUCAGGACCCCGGCCCAGGGGGCCUCCACGUCCAUCUACGCAGCGGCCAGCCCGGAGAUGGAGGGCGUGGGCGGGUGCUACCUGUACAACGGCCGCCGGACACAGUCUUCAGAGGCAUCGUACGACGAGGACCUGCAGGCCGAGCUGUGGAGGCAGAGCUGUGCUCUGAGCACGGGAGUGUCCCAGUGAAACGCGUGGCUUUGAAGCCCACCCCGCAUCUCAGAGAACGUCACAGGGGAACACGGCGUUUGGGGCUUGAAGCUUGGCAUUAAAUCCACAUCAGCGACAGCGGGAAGCGCUCAGCCCCCGCUCACGGCGUGGUCGGGUGACAGGCCCUGGGCGGCUCGCUCCCGUCUCCCUGCCGCACAAAGCUGCUUCCCAUGAGUCAACACCGGCGUCUGCACUGAGUCACACGCUGAAGGAGGAGGCUGUUUGUGCACAUUCUGAAAAUCUCCCGGAACACCGCAGCCCAUCUAAUUGUCACAUGGAUCUUUCUUUUCUCUUUAUUUACUUAUUGUUUUUCAUGGAAAUGAUGGAGUCUCCAUAAUUUGCAUACAAAACAUUGCAUCAGAUUUACGCAUAAAUGUUUUUUUUUUGGCUUGAAUAUCGAAAGAAAAGUAUAGCUUCAUGCUAGGCCUUCAACAACCUGUCU